Molecule: messenger RNA, 1384 nt
Organism: Cylas formicarius (sweet potato weevil)
Lineage: Eukaryota; Metazoa; Arthropoda; Insecta; Coleoptera; Brentidae
Product: MYG1 protein
Exons: 6
Coding region: 9-1142 (377 amino acids)
Cellular component (GO): nucleus; cytoplasm
Source: RefSeq, a predicted model, not a curated record
GGUUAGGGAUGGAGCAAGUUGCCGCGUUGAGCAGGAAUAUUUUCAAAUAUACGUCGGGUGUAGGAACAGCUGUGUGGGAAGGAUUUAGCGCAAUGGCAUCAAAUAACAAGAGCCCACGUCUGAUAAAAAAAAUCGGCACUCAUGAUGGUAUGUUUCACUGCGACGAAGCCUUGGCUUGUUUUAUGUUAAAACAGCUGCCCAUAUAUAAAGAUGCGGAAAUUGUCAGGACACGGAAUUCUUCAAUUUUAGAUGAGUGUGAUAUUGUAGUGGACGUAGGUUUUGUUUACGAUCCUAAAAUCAACAGAUUUGAUCACCACCAAAGAAGUUUUACAGAGACAUUAAACUCUGUCAGACAAGAUUUAACAAAUACUAAAUUUAAUAACAUUAGGCUUAGUUCUGCAGGGUUAAUCUAUGCUCAUUUUGGUUUAGAGGUUAUAUCAGAAGUUCUAAAGGCUCGAAAUUUUGUAGCUGGCAGUGAAUGCUUGACCGCUCUUUAUCUCUACAUAUAUGAGGGUUUUAUUGAAGAAUUAGAUGCUAUUGACAAUGGCAUACCAAUGUAUGCAGAGGGCAAACCCUUGUACAGGAUAAACACCCAUUUGGGUGCCCGCAUCCAUAGACUGAAUCCUGUGUGGAAUGCCCCUGAAUCUGUUGAUACAGACUCAUUGUUUCGUAAGGCCAUGCAAGUUGUUGGGUCAGAAUUUCAGGAAAUAGUUCUUCAAGGGUAUUCCUCAUGGUGGCCUGCCAGAGCUAUUGUUAAGAAGAUGAUCGCAAAGAGAAAAGAAUUCUAUGAAACAGGUGAAAUAAUAAUUUUGGAUGAGAGGUGUUCGUGGAAAGACCACAUAUACACUGUGGAAGAAGAAUUAGGUAUUGUCGGAGAAAUAAAAUUUGUGUUGUUUCCUGACAAAUCUGCGGGGACAUGGCGGGUACAAGGUGUUGCCGUGCAACCUGACAGUUUUAUAUGCAGAGUGUUUUUGCACAAAGAUUGGCGGGGAGUGAGAGACGAGGAACUAAGUAAAGUGGCAGGUAUUGAGGGUUGCCUAUUUUGCCAUUCGACUGGCUUUAUUGGGGGUAAUAAAUCAAAAGAGGGGGCAAAGCAGAUGGCGAUCGCAAGUCUUAAGGCUGCCGAAGCAGGAGUGGAGUAGUUUUUUAAUAAAGUGUUAGUUGAUUAUGUUUGUUCAACUUUGAAUUAUUCUGAAAAUUAUUCUGCAACUUGUCUGUAAAAAUUAAAAUUAUUUGAAAAUAGUUUCGGAUGAACAACAAUUUUUUUAGAUAAAUUCAUACUGUGAGGUAUGGUUAAUAAUUUUAUUGUUAAUUAAGUGACUGCUCAUUUUCUACUUAUUGUUUCAUGUUAUAGAAAAUGUGUAAAUAAAAGCAACCCCUUAAA